GACACACACACACAGAGGAUAUAGCUGCUGUGCUCCUGUUCUAAUGAGAAGCUGCGCGAAGGUUUUAGACAAUGCAAGAAGCUACUGUGAUGGCAGAACACAACUGCUCCAAGGGAUCGUACGUGACAUUAGUGUGCCCUUCGACUUCCUGUGAGGCCUUGUGUCAGAUUGUCCAUGUAAAGGAUCUAGCAAGCUCUUCCCUGAAUGCAUCUCUGGCACUGGAUCCAGCAGGGAGUUCACUUGAUUUUUACAUUGGCCUGGUCUUGGCCAUUUUCUCCAGCUGCCUCAUCGGCAACAGUGUCAUUCUAAAGAAGAAAGGGCUGCUGCGAUUGGCUGAAGUAGGUAGCACCAGAGCAGGGGAUGGUGGCCACGGUUACCUGAAGGAUUGGAUGUGGUGGGCUGGCCUUCUAACAAUGGGCAUUGGAGAAGCGAUGAACUUUGCUGCGUACGCUUUUGCUCCUGCAACAGUUGUCACUCCACUCGGAGCACUCAGUGUCCUGGUCAGUGCUGUAUUGUCAUCCUACCUCCUGCAAGAGAGACUGAACCUGUUGGGGAAGAUGGGAUGUGUUCUGUGCAUCCUAGGGUCAACCAUCAUGGUGAUUCAUGCACCUCAAGAGGAGGAGGUGAAAACACUGGAAGAAAUGGCACUGAAGCUUAAAGAACCAGGGUUCCUGGUGUUUGCUUGCCUCUUACUGAUCACAGUGCUCUUCCUCAUCUUCUACACGGCCCCCAGACAUGGACACACCAACAUCCUUGUCUACAUUAGCAUCUGCUCCCUCAUUGGGGCUUUCUCUGUUUCCUCUGUGAAAGGAAUCGACAUUUCCAUUCGAGGGUACUUCGCCAAUCUCCCGGUGUACAAACACCCGUUAACCUGGAUUCUCAUCUUCUCUCUGCUGGCCUCCAUCAUCACCCAGGUCAACUACUUGAACAAAUCCCUUGACAUUUUCAAUACCUCAGUGGUCUACCCCAUUUACUAUGUGUUCUUCACCACAGUAGUUAUCACCACGUCAGUCAUCCUGUUCAAAGAGUGGUACAGCAUGUCUGCUAUCGAUAUUGUGGGUACUGUCACUGGCUUCGGAACCAUCAUCCUUGGUGUAUUCAUGCUUCAUGUCUUUAAAGACCUAAAUUUCAGCCUGAAGAACUUGCCAAAGACACUCAAGGCACAAGAGGGAGUUUGCGUCGCUCCAAUGCUCAAAUUAGACGACAAGCACAUCCUUAUAGAAAGCACGGACAAUGCAGUAUUCACUGAAGAGAAGCCCAAGGUCUUUGUAAUUUACGGGUGAAGAUUUUGGAUUCAUGGACAAUUUUUUUUAAAAAGUGCUACUAUGACAACCAGAUGUAGGCAGACUAUGAAAUUAUUUGGUGUUUUGAUGCAGUGCCUUAUCAUGUGAACAUACUGUAAUAUGUUAUGCCCAAUGACCUGCAGAAAGGUCAGUUCAUUCCACAAGAUUUCAAUUCAAUCUAGAAUCUAUACUGCAGAUUGUGGUGACAAUAUAAGUCAGCUGAUCAGAUGUAAAUCAAAUCUGACUCUCAAUAAUUCCAUCAGAGGAGCAGGAAGGCUGACGUU
Molecule: messenger RNA, 1567 nt
Organism: Rhincodon typus (whale shark)
Lineage: Eukaryota; Metazoa; Chordata; Chondrichthyes; Orectolobiformes; Rhincodontidae
Product: magnesium transporter NIPA2-like
Exons: 6
Coding region: 72-1283 (403 amino acids)
Biological process (GO): magnesium ion transport
Cellular component (GO): membrane
Molecular function (GO): magnesium ion transmembrane transporter activity
Source: RefSeq, a predicted model, not a curated record